GUUUUGAGAAGUUUAGACAUCCCACUGAGAAUGCUCCUCGUUCUCACAUUUUUUUUUUUCUGGUUUUCGCAGAGAGCUCGGAAAUGGCGAUGCGUCUGAGUCAUCCUCUUCGCCCUUCUUCCCUCCCAAAAUUCCAAUUCCGCCCUAAAUCCCUCUCAACCUGCAAAUUCUCAAUUCAAAAUCGCAUUUCCAACUCCGAUAAUUCGCGUAAGCUAGUAAUGGAAGUAAAGGAGAAGCUUGAAAAAGAUCAGCAUAGUCUCCCUGUUGGCAGAAAUGGACGAGACGAUGAAGACAUGAUUCUAUGGUUUCUGAAGGAUCGAAAGUUUUCGGUUGAAGAUGCUGUCGCAAAAUUGACUAAAGCCAUUAAAUGGCGUCAAGAAUUUGGUGUGUCUGAAUUGCAUGAAGAGUCUGUCAGAAUUGUAGCUGAAACCGGAAAAGCCUACGUGCAUGACUUUCUUGAUGUCAAUGAUAGACCAGUACUAAUAGUGGUAGCAUCAAAGCAUUUUCCUGCUAUGCAGGAUCCUAUUGAGGAUGAGAAGUUGUGUGUGUUUCUGAUUGAGAAGGUGUUGAGUAAACUCCCAGCUGGGAAAGAACAAAUACUUGGGAUAAUUGAUCUUCGGGGCUUUGGUACUGAGAAUGCUGAUCUUAAAUUCUUAACUUUUUUGUUUGAUGUAUUCUACUAUUACUAUCCAAGGCGGGUGGGCCAGGUCCUUUUUGUGGAAGCUCCCUUUGUAUUUAAACCAAUUUGGCAGCUGGUGAAGCCCUUAUUAAAAUCAUAUGCUUCUCUGGUGAGAUUUUGCUCCAUGGAGACUGUGAGGAAGGAAUAUUUUACAGAAGAAUCAUUUCCAGCCAGCUUCAGAGACUGAAAGCAUUUUCACUCUGAGAGGAUCUUGAGCGGUGCUUUUGGGUAAGCUGCUGAAGAUGGACCACAAGCAUUUUCCUAGCUGUUUCUGGCUCCCGACUUCUGUAGAGUGGCACAGCAGUUUGGCUGAGAAAAUGCAGGAUAGAGACCCAAACAUUACUCUCCAUUGUUGUAAUUUUCAUGGUCAUGAAAACAAUAAAUCAUCUGAUAGUCUUAUGAUACAAUGAGAUUACAAAUUCACCAUUUUUUUCA
Vitis vinifera (wine grape) is the source of this 1114-nucleotide messenger RNA. RefSeq names its product phosphatidylinositol transfer protein CSR1. Bases 84 to 866 code for a protein of 260 amino acids. The transcript has 7 exons. Lineage: Eukaryota; Viridiplantae; Streptophyta; Magnoliopsida; Vitales; Vitaceae. The record is from RefSeq and is a predicted model, not a curated record.